Messenger RNA from Coturnix japonica (Japanese quail), 1091 nucleotides. It is a transcript of the gene NSA2, whose product is annotated as NSA2 ribosome biogenesis factor. The record is from RefSeq and is a predicted model, not a curated record. NCBI's taxonomy places the organism in Eukaryota, Metazoa, Chordata, Aves, Galliformes, Phasianidae.
CCGUCCCCAAGGCGGAACCAAAGAGCCGUGGGGAUCGUUUCCACCUGGGGGCGGCCGGAGGAAGUAACAGGCCUUUUGGUUGAGCACGGGAGAGCGGCGAGGAGGGAGGACGACGUGUGGCCGCCAUGCCGCAGAACGAGUACAUCGAGUUACACCGCAAGCGGUACGGAUAUCGGCUGGAUUACCAUGAAAAGAAGAGGAAGAAAGAAGGGCGAGAGCCUCACGAGCGCUCCAGGAAGGCCAAGAAGAUGAUAGGGCUGAAGGCUAAGCUGUACCACAAACAGCGGCACGCCGAGAAGAUCCAGAUGAAGAAGACAAUUAAAAUGCACGAAAAGAGAAAUACAAAGGAAAAGAAUGAGGAUAAGACUCCUAAAGGAGCUGUACCAGCGUACCUGCUGGACAGAGAGGGCCAGUCCCGGGCUAAGGUUCUCUCUAACAUGAUCAAACAGAAGCGAAAAGAAAAAGCUGGCAAAUGGGAGGUUCCUGUGCCAAAGGUCCGUGCACAGGGAGAGACUGAAGUUUUAAAAGUGAUUCGUACUGGAAAGAGAAAGAAGAAGGCCUGGAAGAGAAUGGUUACAAAAGUUUGUUUUGUUGGAGAUGGCUUUACCAGGAAACCUCCGAAGUAUGAGCGAUUCAUUCGACCAAUGGGCUUACGUUUCAAGAAGGCACAUGUGACACAUCCUGAACUUAAAGCUACUUUUUGCCUGCCUAUCCUUGGUGUAAAAAAGAAUCCUUCUUCUCCUUUGUAUACAAGUCUGGGUGUAAUUACCAAAGGUACCGUCAUUGAAGUGAACGUGAGUGAACUUGGUCUUGUGACGCAAGGGGGCAAAGUUAUUUGGGGAAAAUAUGCACAAGUCACUAACAAUCCAGAAAACGAUGGCUGUAUUAAUGCAGUUCUGCUCGUCUAAAUUGCUUGAUGCUACACACUGGACACCGCUUUCUACAACAUCAGGGGGAGUUUCAGCAAUUCUGGGAGAUCUCUGAAACCUUCAACCAUGCUGACCUUUUAAGCGUGCCAGAAAAGACUGUUGUAUUUAAAAUCUGAGUUAUCUAUCUCACCAUUGUCCAAAUAAAGAGAUUCAAUUUUCAUA